UUUGUACAUGACGUCAUGAGAGAUUUCAAAUUCAACAUGGCGUCAAGCGAUCCUGGCGAUGACUCUCUUUACCCUAUUGCAGUUUUGAUAGACGAACUGAGGAAUGAAGAUGUUCAGCUUCGUCUAAAUAGCAUAAAGAAGCUGUCCACCAUUGCCUUGGCAUUAGGGGUGGAACGUACACGAACUGAACUUAUCCCUUUUUUAACAGAUACAAUAUAUGAUGAAGAUGAAGUAUUACUGGCACUUGCUGAGCAGCUGGGAAACUUUACGCCACUGGUUGGAGGGCCUGACUAUGUACACUGCCUCCUGCCACCUUUGGAAAGCCUGGCCACUGUCGAAGAAACUGUGGUGCGUGACAAAGCAGUAGAUUCACUGCGUAAUAUCUGCGCCCAGCAUAGCCAGUCUGAUUUAGAGAACCACUUUGUACCCCUGGUUAAACGCCUGUCGGGAGGUGACUGGUUCACUUCCAGAACAUCAGCCUGUGGGCUUUUUGCAUGUUGCUAUCCACGUGUCUCCAACAAUGUGAAGGCUGAGCUGAGACAGCACUUCCGCAAUCUUUGUGGGGACGACACUCCCAUGGUACGUCGUGCAGCUGCAGGAAAACUCGGGGAGUUUGCCAAGGUCGUGGAACCAGAGUACCUCAAGUCAGAUUUGAUACCACUUUUUACUGUCCUGGCACAGGAUGAGCAGGAUUCUGUGCGUCUUCUGGCAGUGGAGGCAUGUGUGAGUAUUGCCUCGCUUCUGCCUUCAGAAGAUACAGAGCAACUUGUUAUGCCAACUCUCAGACAGGCAGCUGAGGACAAGUCUUGGAGAGUGAGAUAUAUGGUAGCUGACAAGUUCACAGAGCUUCAAAAAGCUGUAGGGCCCGAGAUCACAAAGAAUGACCUUGUACCAGCUUUCCAAAGUCUGCUGAAAGAUUGUGAAGCUGAGGUACGCGCAGCGUCUGCUAACAAAGUAAAAGACUUCUGCCAGAAUCUAUCUCCAGACGUGCGUGAAAGCAUCAUCAUGACUAAUAUCUUACCUUGCGUCAAGGAUCUGGUAGGAGAUGCAAACCAGCAUGUCAAGUCAGCAUUAGCUUCCGUUAUUAUGGGCCUUUCUCCCAUCCUUGGGAAAGACAACACAAUUGAGCAUCUGCUGCCCUUGUUCUUGAGUCAGCUGAAAGAUGAAUGUCCUGAAGUGCGACUCAACAUUAUCUCCAAUUUAGACUGUGUCAAUGAGGUGAUUGGCAUCAAGCAACUGUCACAGUCUCUACUUCCUGCCAUUGUUGAGCUAGCAGAGGAUACUAAAUGGCGUGUUCGACUGGCAAUUAUUGAAUACAUGCCCCUGCUGGCUGGCCAGCUGGGUGUGGAGUUCUUUGAUGAAAAGCUCAACUCUUUGUGCAUGACAUGGCUGGUUGACCAUGUUUAUGCUAUACGAGAGGCAGCUACACAAAAUCUGAAGAAAUUAGUGGAGAAGUUUGGUUUGGAGUGGGCUCAGCAGACUGUGAUUCCCAAAGUGAUUCAUAUGUCUCGUGAUCCAAACUACUUACAUCGUAUGACCUGCCUGUUUAGUAUAAAUCUGCUGGCAGAGACUGUGGGGCCGGAGAUGACUGUUAAGCUUCUCUUACCCACAGUAAUCAGCAUGGGGCAGGAUCCCGUAGCUAAUGUUCGCUUCAACGUAGCCAAGACUCUUCAGAAAAUAGCCCCACUUCUUGACCAGUCAACUGUUCAAAGUGUGGCAAAACCUUUGUUAGAGAAACUGAAAGGAGACUCCGAUAUUGAUGUACAGUUCUUUGCAGCUGAAGCUUUAGAAGUUGCAGAUUAAAGACUGUUUAGCAGCCACCCUCAUUUAGCAAUUUCAGGGAGUGGUGGAAAAUGAGGUGACAUUACUCUCGACAUCAUAUCUUCUACCUGACGCAAGGAGGUCUUGGCUGUCCUAACUUGCCUACCUUGAACCCGUCUACAUUCAACCAAGUGUGUAUGUCACAACAGAGUGCAUGCCCCUUUAUCAUCAGAAGACUUUUAUUAGAGAAAGGUACAACCAUACCUGUUCCAAAAACCAAACAUGCUCCAUCAGAAAUGCUGAAUGCCAGAUGUUAUUUUUAUUGGGGUCUUUUUUUUUUGUGGAAGAAAGGAGAAAACCCCAGGUUAAGUUCUGUCAAUGGUUAGGGUGGGUGAAGUGGCUUGAUAAGAUGUACAACCAAUAUUUAUUUUAAAUGCUUUUUCAUGUAAUGAAUCAUUAACUUCCAGCACAAGUAGACAUGCCCACUCAUAGAAACCACUCAUGUGACCUAAGCACACACACACAUCUGCAGAGUUGCAUGCAUUCAUAUUAAAGAAGAAUUAUAUUGGUCAGUACAAGUUAGCUUAUAUUUUAGGGUAAACUACUUAAUUAAUUGCAUCAUGAAAGUAAGAUUAGAAGGGUAUUUUUUUAUUAUUAUUAGUUGCCCUUUAUUCUGUGCAGAUAAUGUGGGAUUUGGGCUUCUGUUAGCAGUUUAAGACUGAGCAGUUGUUGCAUGACAUGAUAGGUGGACAUUACUGUUCAAAUUCCAUGUACCUCAUGGAAGUGUAAGUGAUGGGGGAAUAGAGCAAUAUGUUUCUGUCAAAUGUAGAAUUGAAUUAGAAACUAGAUAUCCCAUAGACGUUUGAGCAUAUAAAUCGAUAAUUGCUCAAGAGAUUGACCACUGUGUGUUGACAAGUAUAUCUUGUGAAAUAUAAGACAGUUCAUGCUAUAUUCUUGAUAAUUUUGUAUUUAAAAUGGAUGACAUUUAUUCAUAGAAAAAAAUAAAGAAAGCAGUCUAUGUUGAUCUACAGCGUUAAAAAAAAUGCACUAACAAUAAUGGAUGUCAGAAAUCAGUAUUAAUAUGCGCUUAAUAAAUGGUCAUAGUCAGUAGAUAAUGAGCAUAGCCUUUUCAUAAACACACUUGGUGUCUUAAAAAAACUGAACCUUUAUCAGAUGUGCUAAAAAAAAUAUUCCCUGCAAAUAUCUUGUCAUUUCACCCAAAAGUUUUAAAUCCUUUUCAGUGAUCAUCACAAUUUUGCAGUAGUUAAGAAGAAAAGAAAAAAGCAAUCAUAUUUGUUCACCUCUCCAUAACUUAUUUCACACAUGAAGUAACCAGGUACUGCAAGAAUUGCUAUAUUCAUUAGUCUUUGUGUUCUAUUGUUUGCUGAAGAAUCUGCCUUUGUUUAAAUGCUGAUGCAUAAUUAGUGGCUUUAUUCAUGCACAAGUCAAUGAAAUCAGCAUGCAGGAGACUGAUCACUGUAGAACACAUUUUUCAGUAUGAGUUUCAUGAUGAUGUGCAUUAUUUGCGUCUUGGUGUUUUUGUUUUCAGAUUAUACUUCAAUGUUUCUGUUAGGUAGAAUUGAUGAAGAUACUCUUGAAAUUGUUCCUUGUGUACAAUACAAAACAGACUGAGCAAAGUGAUACAAUCUGUCCCCCAGUUCCUUUGUACUCCCAGUCGUACCAGUGUCAUACAGUAUGUAGCUGAUGGCGCUCAUUCUGUGAAGUGUUUCUUGAUUACGUCAUUAAAAUUGUUCUUGAAAAUU
Molecule: messenger RNA, 3524 nt
Organism: Pomacea canaliculata
Lineage: Eukaryota; Metazoa; Mollusca; Gastropoda; Architaenioglossa; Ampullariidae
Product: serine/threonine-protein phosphatase 2A 65 kDa regulatory subunit A alpha isoform-like
Exons: 16
Coding region: 16-1803 (595 amino acids)
Biological process (GO): protein dephosphorylation
Cellular component (GO): protein phosphatase type 2A complex; cytoplasm
Molecular function (GO): protein phosphatase regulator activity; protein binding
Source: RefSeq, a predicted model, not a curated record